Messenger RNA from Colletotrichum karsti, 2112 nucleotides. RefSeq lists its product as uncharacterized. The coding region runs from base 1 to 2112 and encodes 703 amino acids. The transcript has a single exon. The record is from RefSeq and is a predicted model, not a curated record. NCBI's taxonomy places the organism in Eukaryota, Fungi, Ascomycota, Sordariomycetes, Glomerellales, Glomerellaceae.
AUGUACAGUAUGGCAGAAUGUUUGGCGCAACCAAGUGUUGCAGAUACUUUCACUUACGACUCUACUCUCAGGAGCAGCGAGUUUCGGCUCAUCAAGAUUCUGGCAGCCGAGGAAGAAAACACCAGUCUGGAGCUACAAAUCCAAACCUUCUCUCUCGAGCCCCCUCCGCAUAGCUAUUACGCCCUUUCAUACACUUGGGGUGCUGCGGAAUUUGACUCUGAACCGACGGAAGACCAAGCCGACACCUACCCCAUUGCUCUGAACAACCGGUCGUUCCAAGUCAGACAGAAUCUCCAUGAUGCGCUUUUCCACUUGAGAACAAACCUCCCCGAUGCGUGGCUAUGGAUCGACGCAAUCUGCAUCAACCAAGACGACCUGAGGGAGCGCGCUGAGCAGGUCUCGCUUAUGGACGUCAUCUACACGAACGCCGUCAAGACGAUCGCGUGGCUGGGGAAAUCAUCACCGGGUCUUCCGAGGGCCUUCCAAAUCAUGUCACAGGCAUCUCGGAUUCUGAGGGCUGCGGGCCUGCUCAUCGCCGUGGCUUCCGAAGACUUGUCCCUUCGGCUGCAGGAGCGUCUCGGGAAUUGGCUGAGCCUCGAAGACUGGGAUUACCUGAGCGAGCUCUUCACACGACGAUGGUUCUCGAGGCUUUGGAUCUUCCAGGAGGUCGUCUUAGCGCGGGAGAUAACGAUUUCGUGCGGGAAUACUCUCAUACCGUGGCGCGUCGUCGCCGACUUCGCGGCUCUCGCCUACCACUCGGGGUCCAUGAUGCAGCUGUUUCUGCAGCUGGAAGCGAUGUCGAGGCCGAAUUCCCCGCUUGAGUGUAUGAGGCAGUCCGUCGCCAAUGUUGCGCUCAUCGAAAAGGCCAGGCUCGUCUGUGGUGGUCGCGGGAUUAUCAAGCUAUCAACUCAGGAAUACCCAUUUCUGGGCGCGAGUUUCGACCUUCCAAAUGAUUCACCGGAAGAUUUUCUCAUACUCCUGAUGUUCUCGACGCCCAAUACAGGUAUGUCGGACAAAAGAGACCGGUUUUAUGGGCUGUUUGGCAUUUUGAAGAAGUUUCUCAAACAUGUGGACAUUGAUGUGCCAUGGGCGAAGGUUGACUACGAAGAGCCUUUAGCGGACGUCUACACGCGCAUGACACGUGCGAUCAUUCUCCAUGACGGACGUCUGGAUAUCUUGUGCUUUGCAGGGAAACUACUGGCCAAGAUAGAAGACGUCCCCUCAUGGGUGUCGGAGUGGAAUUGUGCCCACUUCCCAGGGAACUAUCCUACACCGUUGCACCGACAAGAUGCAUCCAAAAGUCUUGAUAUGAAGACGAUAUCACUCGAUAUCCGGGGACCGAGACUGCAUUGCCGCGGACUCAGGAUCGGACCUGUCAUCAAGCUCGCGGAACAGCCACAUGGAUAUCUGGACUUCAUGAACGGUGAUCUCCGCACGCUGGCUGCGAUCACGACCUGCUUACCCUUGGUGUAUCCAUAUACCAACCAGCCGCGGGUGGAAGCUGUUUGUCGCACGCUACUGUUGGACAAAUACACCACCCACACACGAACGGGAGACGACCCUGGCGGCGUGUUCGACGGUCUGAGAGCACCAUUCAAAGAAUGGGUGAUGCGCGCUGUAGCGGAGUCUGAGGUCGGUAGUUUCGCUGCCGGCAAGACGUGGGAAGCCAUCAUGGAAGAGUACCGGGUGUUCGACGAGGUCGCGUCGAGCGAUGAGACCGGGUUAUUUCCCUCGACACAGGACCUGCUGGAGCGAUGCGAGAUGCUCAGAAAGCCGGAUGCCACAGGCCACGUGCUGGAAUUGGCGGCACAGCGUCAGAUAAAACUGCUGGAAGAUUGGAGACAGGAGGCUCAGAAGUGGCUCACGCGGCUCGUGCAGCCGUCGUUGAGACGGCUUGCUAUCCUCGGAGGUCGUCAUUUGGCCAACCUCCCAGAUAGGGCGGACGUCGAGGACGAGGUGUGGAUUGUGCAAGGAUGCCAUAUGCCUCUAUUAAUGAGAAGAUCCGGCGACGGUGAAAGUUGGGUGAAUAUGGGCGCCGCAUUUGUUCACGGCAUCAUGUCUGGUGAAGCGAUAACGGACUAUAUACGAUGGGAGGAUAUAUGCAUUGUUUGA